Molecule: messenger RNA, 1451 nt
Organism: Ilex paraguariensis (yerba mate)
Lineage: Eukaryota; Viridiplantae; Streptophyta; Magnoliopsida; Aquifoliales; Aquifoliaceae
Source: the annotation of a GenBank genome assembly
AAACAAGUUAUUCAAAACCCAUCCCCUCUCUCUCUCUCUCUCUACCCCUCUGUGGGUGUGUGCUUGUGUGCAUUUUUGUGUAAUUUGAACCAGGAAAGGAGAUGAAUCUGCUGUUGCUGCUAAUACCCAUUUGGCUUUUUAGCUACACUUCGUUUGCAGCUCCAAUGGAUGUCAGACCAGACUCUCCUCUUUCUUCCAUCGGUGACCCAGUUCUUCCCACUGAGAAAGAGCCCCUUUCUCAAACUUCUUCAGACAUGGAAGCCCAUUCUCCAGGAAUGCCAGAGGUCAGAAUAGUGCACCACCAGGAUUUGAACAAGAAAAUUUUAAUUGCUCUAAUUGUCUCUUCAGCUCUUCUUGGUGGAAUUCUGUUGUUUCUCUCUUGUUUCUGGAUCUACAGACUGAAAAAUUCGAAGAAAUCUAAUGCACAAAGCCAAGAGAGCUUGGAUGCUUCAAAAGGUCUCUCAUUGGGUCCAAUAUUGGGUAAAUUCACUGCUUUGAGAACUGCUGGUAAGAAGGGUUCAGUCGAUGCUAUUGAAUAUCAGCUUUUAGUAGCUGCAACAAACAGCUUCCAAGAAUCCAAUGUUUUGGGGGAGGGUGGAUUUGGACGUGUGUAUAAAGCUCGCUUCAAUGAUAACUUCCUUGCUGCUGUUAAAAGACUUCGUGGUCAAGGCCAGGAUACUGAAAGAGAAUUUGAGAAUGAGGUUGAUUGGCUAAGUAAAAUUCUGCAUCAGAAUAUAGUUUCCCUUUUGGGUUAUUGCAUUCAUGGCGAGUCGAGGUUUCUGAUUUAUGAAAUGAUGCACAAUGGUUCCUUGGAGUCCCAAUUGCAUGGACCUUCUCAUGGAUUAGCUUUGACUUGGCACCUCCGAAUGAAAAUUGCACUAGAUGUUGCAAGAGGACUAGAAUAUCUUCAUGAGCGAUGCAGUCCUCCUGUGAUCCAUAGAGAUAUCAAAUCAUCUAACAUUCUUUUGGAUUCCAACUUCAAUGCUAAGCUUUCUGAUUUUGGCCUUGCUAUAACUGGUGGCACUCACAACAAAAGCAACAUAAAGCUUUCAGGAACUUUGGGCUAUGUGGCUCCAGAAUAUCUUUUAGACGGUAAACUAACUGAUAAAAGUGACGUCUAUGCUUUUGGUGUUGUUCUUCUGGAGCUUUUGAUGGGAAAAAAGCCUGUGGAAAAAAUGUCCCCAUCUCAAUGCCAUUCUAUUGUCACAUGGGCCAUGCCUCAGCUGACUGACAGGUCAAAGCUCCCAAACAUCGUGGAUCCUGUUAUCAGAAGUACAAUGGAUGUCAAGCACUUAUAUCAAGUUGCAGCUGUAGCCGUGCUAUGCGUGCAACCAGAACCAAGUUACAGGCCGUUGAUAACAGAUGUCCUACACUCCUUCAUCCCACUUGUGCCUGUUGAGCUUGGAGGGUCACUAAGAGUUGCUGACUCUGUGUCCCCUGCCAGAAGCUAG